This is a messenger RNA of Tarenaya hassleriana, 660 nucleotides long. RefSeq names its product non-specific lipid-transfer protein 4-like. The record is from RefSeq and is a predicted model, not a curated record. The transcript is spliced from 2 exons. NCBI's taxonomy places the organism in Eukaryota, Viridiplantae, Streptophyta, Magnoliopsida, Brassicales, Cleomaceae. Gene Ontology annotation, molecular function: lipid binding. Gene Ontology annotation, biological process: lipid transport. The coding region runs from base 38 to 394 and encodes 118 amino acids. Gene Ontology annotation, cellular component: membrane.
AAUUUCAAACAAGAAAAAAAAAAAAAGAAGAGAAAACAUGGCUUUGGCAGCGAGGAGGUGGAUGGCAUGCAUGGUCAUGGUUGCUUUGGCAGCAGCUGCUUUCACAGACGCAGCCAUUACAUGUGGCACGGUGCAGAGCAAGUUGGCACCCUGCAUCAUGUACGUCACCGGCGGCGGUGGAACCGUGCCGCCGCCCUGCUGUGCUGGAAUCAAAGACUUGUACGGAAUGGCUGGGACCACACCGGACCGUCGACAGGCUUGUCUAUGCCUGCAGUCGGCGGCUAAGGGAAUAACAGGCAUCAAGCCUGACUUAGCCGCCUCACUCCCCCGCGCUUGCGGCGUCUCCCUCCCUUACCCCAUCAGCGGCUCCAUUAACUGCAACAGCAUCAACUGAAGUCAGAAUUUGCACGAGGCAUGUACGGAUGAAUAAAAGACGGAUAUGGUCUUAUUAUAUAUAUAUAUAUAUACAUACACUCACUCGAUGUGCCGUUGUAAUUGUCUUGUAUUAACUUAAUAGUAUAUGUACUCCGACCACGUUAAAUGGCCGAGGCCGCAUGUACCAUCUAUAUCUAUAUGAAUACUGAUCUUAUAUAAACGCACGUGAUGUUAUAUUCGGUCGCAAAAACCGUGCUUACGACACGAGAGGGCCAAAGCAUAAAA